Messenger RNA from Salvia splendens (bonfire salvia), 1023 nucleotides. Its product is annotated as ABC transporter I family member 6, chloroplastic. Gene Ontology annotation, molecular function: ATP hydrolysis activity; ATP binding. The transcript is spliced from 2 exons. Bases 1 to 1023 code for a protein of 340 amino acids. NCBI's taxonomy places the organism in Eukaryota, Viridiplantae, Streptophyta, Magnoliopsida, Lamiales, Lamiaceae. The record is from RefSeq and is a predicted model, not a curated record.
AUGGAAGAUUCAUCAAAGGCAAUAUUCAACAAUGAGGGCGGUCGCUAUUCGGACCAGCCGUGGAGGAUCGACGCGUCGAAACGGCGUGCGGCCAUCGCACAACCACCGCCGCGACCCGACCCCGAUCCACCAGACACGGAUUGGCAGAGGGGGAGAGAGGAAUCGAGGCGGCAGAGAGCAGUUUUGACGCCGCCACCGGCGGUAGCGUCAAUACCGCGAUUAGGGUUUGGCGACGAUUCUUCAAUUCGUGGGCCGCAGCAGGCAACCCAACCUGGUGCAUCUUCAGGGGCCAGAUACACGGUCAAGGGCGACGGGGAUCGCGGCAAGCAGCCAUCAGCUUCCGUCGCCAUCGAGGCCCCUUCAUCCUCGACCACUGACCUAUUGCUUCAAGUCAAAGACCUCUCCUCUGUCAUCGCCGAGUCCAAGCAGCCUAUCCUCAAUGGCGUUAAUCUUACCGUCCGCCAUGGAGAGGUUCAUGCUGUGAUGGGGAAGAACGGCUCAGGGAAAAGUACAUUUGCAAAGGUCCUUGCUGGUCAUCCAGAUUAUGAGGUUACAGGAGGAAGUGUAAUGUACAAAGGGCUUGAUCUGCGUGAGAUGGAACCUGAGGAAAGGGCUACUGCUGGAUUAUUUAUGAGCUUUCAAUCAUCAGUUGAAAUUCCUGGUGUAAGCAAUAUUAACUUCUUAAAUAUGGCUUACAAUGCUAGGAGGAGGAAACUUGGAUUACCAGAGCUUGGUCCACUUGAGUUUUAUGGCUACGUGGCACCUAAGCUUGAGCUCGUCAAUAUGAAGACAGACUUUUUAAACAGAUAUGUGAAUGAAGGAUUCAGCGGUGGAAAAAAAAAGCGCAAUGAGAUUUUACAGCUUGCGGUCCUUGGUGCGGAAUUUGCUAUAUUAGAUGAAAUUGAUUCUGGCUUGGAUGUGGAUGCUCUUCAAGGAGUAUAUCUUCGGAAAUAUCUAUUAUAUCUCUAUUAUUAUAUUAUCAUAUAUUUUUCCAUAUCGUUAUUAUCUUGUUCACCAAGUUAG